AUGUCAAUUAAUUUGUGUAGAGUUUGUCUUGCAACUGGGGCAACUCUACCAAUUUUUGAUAAAGAAGAAAGUGUUUUUAAUAUACAGGACAACUUAGCAAUGUGCUUGAAAGAAAAGGUAGAAGAUCGAGAUGGCUACCCAAGAUAUAUAUGUGUAGUGUGCAAUAAUAUAUUAUAUGAAUUUUGUAAGUUUAUAAAUAAGUAUAGAGAGACAUGUAAAUUACUGGAAAAGGGUUUAGAUAUAGUAAAAGAAGAAAAUGAAGAUAUUGUAAAAGAGGAGAGUGAAGAUGAUUUCAUUUGCAAUGAACCAGAUGAAUCAACAAACACAGAUGAAGAUACAAAAUGUUCCGUUAUAGAAGACAAAAAACAAAAUGAUGUAUUUGAGAGUAAAAAACAACUAGAACCUUUCAAGAAAAUUUUAUAUGUAAAGUUAGAAAGACUGGAAUUACCAACAAAGACAUCUUCUGUAAAAAAAUGUUUGGAAGUAUCUAAUAAAAUUGCAUCUUCCAUUUUAGAAGGCUAUAGACCAGCGGUGUGUACAAUAUGUGAUUCAAAAUUUUUCCAUGAAGAAUACUUGAAAGAGCAUAUGCGUCUUCAUACUGGAGAAACUCCCUUCAAAUGUCCAAUUUGCAAGAGAGGUUACGCCCAAAGAGGCAAUAUGAAAAGUCACAUGAAAACACAUAAAAAAUCUGAACUAGAUGAGGAUACUCUUAGCAAAUUAAAGCCCAAUUAUCUUAAACUAUUGAAAACAUAG
Molecule: messenger RNA, 753 nt
Organism: Danaus chrysippus (African queen)
Lineage: Eukaryota; Metazoa; Arthropoda; Insecta; Lepidoptera; Nymphalidae
Source: the annotation of a GenBank genome assembly